ACUAUUACUGUUCGCACCUAAAGAACAGUGAUCCGAUACAGCCUAAGCGCAUAACUGAAGGGUCCCGGCCGCCGUCUUCGUGGCGAUCGGUUUUCUACAUUAUACGGCAGUUUCGUCUCCGAACUGCCCCUGAGGAUUACAACAUUAUUGAUGUGUAUUCACUAAUCGUUCUUUUUUUUCCUUCUUUCACGUCUCUUCCAAUGCGGCUUUCUCACCUGAAUCUGUUCAGUGGCGUGUGCAUUGAAAUCGGUUCUGCACUCACUGUUCUGUUGGCCAGCAAGGUCGGACUGCCGGUCUCGACCACACAUUGUCAAGUCGGCUCGGUGGUCGGAGUCGGACGAGCUCGAUCUCGGGACAAUGUAAAUUGGAGCAUUUUUCGCAAUAUCAUUAUUGCCUGGGUGGUCACAGUACCAGCUGCGGCCGGGAUGUCCGCUCUGCUCAUGUACUGCUUCACCUUUAUUGUAUAA
This is a messenger RNA of Echinostoma caproni, 467 nucleotides long. Lineage: Eukaryota; Metazoa; Platyhelminthes; Trematoda; Plagiorchiida; Echinostomatidae. The record is from the annotation of a GenBank genome assembly.